Molecule: messenger RNA, 1188 nt
Organism: Suillus fuscotomentosus
Lineage: Eukaryota; Fungi; Basidiomycota; Agaricomycetes; Boletales; Suillaceae
Product: thymine dioxygenase
Exons: 12
Coding region: 151-1140 (329 amino acids)
Molecular function (GO): dioxygenase activity
Source: RefSeq, a predicted model, not a curated record
CUGGCCAACUCCAUCGUGACUAUGAUCGUUUCAAGCAACUCUAGGGUCAAAUCCAAAUGACACAGCUGAUUUUUAUGGCCAAAAUAUUUAAAACGGCGGGCUGCAACCAAAGAUGCAAGCUGGUUUCAUACUUGACCAUCUAACAUUGCUAUGUCGAGUCAUUCAAUCCCCAUUGUUGAUUUCGCUCCGUUCUUAGACGGAUCUGCGAAACAGCAGGUUGCAGAUCAGCUCCUCGGGUCCUUCAAAUCGUAUGGACUCGUCUACAUCACGAAUUUCGGCAUUCCGGCGGGAGAGGUCCAAGAGAUGUUUGAUUGGUCGAAGCGCUUUUUUGCCCUUCCGCACGAAACCAAAAUGCUCGCACCUCGUCCAGACUCUGGAAGGCAUCAUCGAGGUUACGCCUUCCCCGACCGGGAGAAAGUUUUUCAACUCUUGGAUUCCGGAGAUUCUGCCACUGAGGCUGACAUAUCACUCCCAAGCGUGAAAGAGUCGUUCGACAUCGGGCGUGAGGACGAUGACUUGAUGCCAACCAUCUGGCCGCCCGAUCACAUCCUCCCCGGCUUCAAGGAAUCAUGUUUGGCGUUCUAUUGGAAAUGCCACGAGGUUGAGAAGAACGUCCUUCGCGCGCUCGCGCUGGGUUUUGGCUUGGAGGAGGAGUGGCUUGUGAGGUAUCAUAGGAUGCCCGAUAAUGGGUUGAGACUGCAACACUAUCCCAGCGUCGCCCUCGAAUCUGUCCUUACGAACAAAGUUGCACGAAUCUCGAAUCAUACAGAUUUUGCUACGCUUACAAUCCUCUUUCAAGACAACGUGGGGGGCCUGGAAGCCGAGGAUCCGAAUGAGUCUGGGAGGUUUUUGGCGGUACCCUCAAUUCCGAACUCGAUCAUUGUUAAUGCAGCGGAUUUCUUGCGGCGAUGGUCGAACGACACGAUACGGAGCCCGAUGCAUGGCGUCCGCGCACCGCCGGAUGCGGUAGCGAAGGAUGGUAUGCUUCCAGAUCGAUAUUCUAUCCCCUACUUCUGUGCUGCCGACUUUUCCACAGUCGUUGAUACGAUCCCUGGUACGUGGUCAGCAGAUUAUCCCAAGAAGUAUGAGCCCGUGUCGGUGGGAGAGUAUGUCAUGAAGCGGCUUUACGAUGGUUAUUAAAGCUGGCGAAAGGUGCUAUGGGUUGACAUAAGUAUGAGCUUGUCAACU